GAAUUGUAGAUGUAGGCUCUGUAUCUUCACAUUUACCUUUCAUACUUCAGUGAAGAACCAGAAACCGAAAAUGUCUAAUUGGACAACGUUUCAGAGUAAUCAGGUUAUGAUAUCCAAUAAAAGUCCAGAAGGUUCAUCUUAGUAACCUAGAGUAUCACAUUUAGCCCCUUGUGACCUGCUGGGUCAGUCUGAUUGGUCCUAGAGGGGCUCUUCACUGUGCCUUCAUCCUCAUCUUUGUUGAAUAAGAAUUCCUGUUUUCGGACAUUCCAGAGAUUCACAAUGAUUCCCAACGGAUAUUUGAUAUUUGAGGACGAGAGUUUCCUUGACUCAACCGUGGCAAAAAUGAACGCUCUGCGUAAAAGCGGCCAGUUCUGUGACGUCAGACUACAGGUCUGUGGUCAUGAACUGAUGGCCCACAGGGCUGUGCUGGCCUGCUGUAGUCCAUACCUGUUUGAGAUCUUUAACGGGGACUCUGAGCCACAAGGUGGAGUGUCUCUUGUCAAGUUUGAUGACUUGAACCCAGAAGCUGUGGAGAUCUUGCUCAAUUACGCCUACACUGCCCAACUAAAGGCAGACAAAGAACUGGUCAGGGAUGUGUACUCUGCAGCCAAAAAGCUAAAGAUGGAAAGGGUUAAACAGAUCUGUGGAGACUACCUGUUGUCAAAGAUGGACUGCCAAAGUGCCAUCCCCUACCGCAACUUUGCUAGCAGCAUGGGUGACGGCCGCCUUCUGGGGAAGAUAGACGGCUACAUUCAGGAACACUUCUCUGAGAUCUCACAAGAGGAAGAUUUCCUCAAACUGCCCCGACUUAAGUUGGAAGUGAUGCUAGAAGACAACUUGAAUUUGCCAAGUAAUGGCAAACUGUACUCAAAAGUCAUCAACUGGGUACAGCGAAGUCUCUGGGAAAAUGGGGAGCCUCUGGAAAGGUUGAUGGAAGAGGUGCAAACGCUGUACUACUCAGCAGAUCACAAACUGCAUGAUGGGAGCCUGCUCGAAGGGCAGACAGAGGUCUGUGGCAGUGAGGAUGACAGCAUCCAGUUUGUGCAGAAGAAACCCCCUCGUGAGAGUGUGCAGCGACAGAUGAGCACAGGCGGCCUGUCUCCUGGCUCAGCAGGGCAGCUCAGCAAGCAUGAGUGGAAAUACAUAGCCUCUGAGAAGACCACCAACAACACAUACCUGUGUCUGGCCGUGCUGAAAGGCAUCUUGUGUGUGAUCGUCCUGCACGGGCGGAGCAGUCCGCAGAGCUCCCCCUCGGCGACCCCCUGCCUUAUGAAGAGCCUGAGUUUUGAGGGCCAGCCUGAGGAGCCAGAGGAGAAGCUGCUGACACCCAUGCACUACGCCCGCUCUGGCCUGGGCACCGCUCAUCUGGAUGGAAAGCUGAUUGCUGCAGGUGGCUAUAACAGGGAAGAGUGUCUGAGGACUGUGGAGUGCUAUGAUCCGAAGAAGGACUGCUGGACCUUCAUUGCUCCCAUGCGAACUCCAAGGGCCCGUUUUCAAAUGGCAGUGCUCAUGGGCCAGCUGUAUGUAAUGGGCGGCUCAAAUGGCCACUCUGACGAGCUGAGCUGUGGAGAGACCUACAACCCCCAUGCAGAUGAGUGGACCCAAGUGCCAGAGCUACGGACCAACCGCUGCAACGCAGGUGUAUGUGCCCUAAACAACAAGCUGUUUGUGGUGGGAGGAUCAGACCCCUGUGGACAAAAGGGCCUGAAGAACUGUGACUCCUUUGACCCAGUAUCUAAAACCUGGACCAACUGUGCUCCUCUUAAUAUCAGGAGGCACCAGGCAGCGGUGUGUGAACUGGACGGCUUUGUGUACGUCAUUGGGGGUGCCGAGUCAUGGAACUGCCUGAACUCUGUCGAGCGUUACAACCCUGACAACAAUACCUGGACUCUGGUUGCCCCCAUGAACGUGGCUCGGCGUGGGGCAGGUGUUGCAGUGCACAAGGGGAAGCUCUUUGUAGUGGGGGGGUUUGACGGUUCCCAUGCCCUUUGCUGCGUGGAGUGCUACGAUCCAGCCAAGAACGAAUGGAAGAUGUUGGGAAACAUGACAUCAGCGCGUAGCAACGCGGGCGUGGCCGUGCUCGGUGAUGUGGUCUGUUCCAUCGGCGGCUUUGACGGCAAUGAAUUUCUCAGCACCAUGGAGGUGUAUGACGCUGAUGCCAAUGAGUGGAGCCCAUGUGUGGGGGCCUUCUCCCAGGACUGAGCCAUGGCAUCGGAUGCUCACCAAUGUGAACACUGACCAGCUUAGUGAUAUAAUUGUGUUUUAGUGAUGUUCUUGUUCUUGUUUCUGUUGAGCCGGAAGGGAGAGGUCGGGGCGGCGGGUGGGAAGGCAGGGGAAGAAAGGCCGUUGCGUAAUUUUGUUGGUGGGCGAGUCCCAUCGGGUUGCCCAAAGCAACAUCAAAAACUUUGCAUAUUGCAUAAAAUAUAUUCAGCUGUAAAUAGAUUUGUUUAUUUUGUUUUUUGUUGUUGUUGUUGUUGUUGUUGUUGUUGUUGUUUUUUUUCUCUACUGUUUGUUUAACUACAGAAUGCCAAUAAUCUUUUGGAGUUGUUAGGACAAAUGUUUCAUUGGGAAAGAAAAGAUUUGUUUUUUUUUUGUUUUUUUUUUCAGAAUGUAACAAAAUGAGGUUGAGGGAUAAUUCAGCCUGUUCGUCAUUAGAGCUAGCUUUUUGUCAGCCUAAUCAUGAACUCAGUACCUGCCCAACCUGAGGAGUGAGCUGGACUGUGUGAUGCCUAAUCUAACUAGAGCUGCUCUCCUUUUUUUUGACAGGGAUGUGGUAUUAAGAAUAUUCUAGAUGCUAGCAGUUAAAGCCUUACUGAUGAGUUGACUAGCUUAAAAAAAAAAAAAAAGGAGGUUAUCUGUAAUGGAGCUUUAUUGCCUCAUCAAUACGUGGAAUCUUUUAUGAUUGCCUUUUUAUAUCAUUUUUAUACAGUACUGAGCAAGCAACCAACACACAAAACUUAAGUGACAUUCCUAAAUGAAAACAAAUGAACCGAGUGCCACGGAGUUAGUUGUACUUAAGACACUAGUGUCUGCUUUAGCUUAAGAAUCCUUUGCUAGUGCUGCCAUGGUUAUUCCCUAUUCAUGACAUUGAGAUGGUGUUUCUUAAUGUCCAUCAACCACUUCUGUUUUUAGACACUAAUUAGUUAAGCCUAUAUAUUCAAGGUGGAUUUUUUUCUUUGUCUUACUUUUGUUACAAGCUGAGGUGCUCAUUUCUUAACUAAUAAAGCAUUUCAAUCCAG
This is a messenger RNA of Chanos chanos (milkfish), 3239 nucleotides long. RefSeq names its product influenza virus NS1A binding protein b (gene ivns1abpb). The transcript has 15 exons. Gene Ontology annotation, molecular function: protein binding. Lineage: Eukaryota; Metazoa; Chordata; Actinopteri; Gonorynchiformes; Chanidae. Bases 280 to 2202 code for a protein of 640 amino acids. The record is from RefSeq and is a predicted model, not a curated record.